CCACGCUGUAUUAAUUUACGCUAUAAUUCUUUUUUCCUGGUGGCACCGCCAACAGCAAUUUUAUCGAUAGAAAAUUAAAAUCAUAUGCUUUUUGUUUACAUUUGUUACCAGGAACAAGUUUGAAGCCGAAUUUUUUCACUGUUGGAAAUUGCAAUGGAUAAUAAAAUUGACAAGGAAAGAAUGUAUAAAAUAACUUCAAAAUGUGAGGAAUUAUGUGAAAAUGCUAAAAACCCAUUGAUCAUGAAUAAUGAUUGUUGGCUUUUGAUUUGCGAACUACUAUCGUGCCAAGAUGUAUUAAAUCUGUCCAAAGUGUCACAAUCCUAUAAAAACCUUGUGCAAUAUCUUGUAUUACCGUCGAAAUUCACGACUUGGGAAAUGUCAUUUUCCUACCAUAACAUCAGUCUAGACGACUUUAAAUUUAUUCUAAGUUGCAUUUAUAAAACCGUGCGAGAACUACAUAUAUUGUUUCUACCCGAACGGCAUUUUGGGCUUUUGACUUCCUACCAAUUCCUAAAUGUCACUAAAAUGCGUAUUACGUUAUCUCGUCCUAUGAAUGAAACAGAUAUCUCUAAACUAAGCAACGUUUUUCCAAAUUUGCGAGAAUUCUCACCACAUGGAAUUUGCAGCAGUAAAGCAAUAGAAUUAUUCACAAAUUUGGAACAUUUGACACUAACAUGCUGCAGAAAGUUUACUAAAAGUGAUUUAGGUCGGAUACUAUUAACACUUAAUUUGAAAUCUUUAAAAUUAGAUAUUUUUAAAAAAGUCUCUCAUUUAAGUCGGGAAGAGUUUUUAAAAUUCAGUAAAAUUGAAGUCUUAACUCUUAACCGAAUUGAACUGGGGCUAAUUUCUGGGGUUAAUUUAUACUAUGAUCAUAAUUCAGUUAUAUUUAGCGGUCUUAAAGUAUUGAUAAUAACAGGUAACCUUAUUGAAGCAACAGAGGUCGAUAAACUAUUUGAAAACAUUCAGUUGAUUGUGCGUAGAGAUGUGAGUUCUAUAGAGAUCGCCAACGUUUCAGAGGACUUCCUUAAUACAUAUUUAAAUCCAGAAAAGUACGACUUUUUGAACCAAGUCAAUGUUCUAAAAUUUAUAAAUAUCACAAUUUUAAACAAUGUGAUUGGUAUGCCUAGCAAGUAUAAGGAUCUUAGAGAGCUUUAUUUUUUCUAUUGCCAUGCACCAAUGAAUUUGGAUAUUUUAAGCAUUAUAUCGAAUAGUCAGAAAUUAGAUGUAAUAAGUUUUGAAGAAUGCGAUAUCCCCCCUAUUGUUAUAAGCAAAGCCUUCAUAAACUCUUUAGGUAUUCGUAAAAAUGCAAUCGUAUUGAAUUGGUGUUCCAAAGAAAAGAAUCCUGAUGUAUAUUGCUAUAAUGAGUAUCGGAAUUUGAUAAAAUUAACAAAUGUCUCAUAUAUUUCCAGUAACUUUGACUCCAUGACAAUAAAAUUUAGAUAAUUUAUGCAUACUUAUAUAACUUGACGAAGAUAGCUGUGAACUAUAUAAAACGUAGUUUUAUAAGGUGGUCUUAAUUUAUAUUAUUUUAAUAUAUUUGUUAAUAUAAUAUUCUAAGAAAGUAUUACACAAAAGUUUAAAAUACAUUUGGAAUGAUAAUCAUGGUGUUAAUAUAAAUAUGCAACAUCUUUCUGGUUUUGCUAAUUUCAAAUGAAUAAUUAAAAUAUUGUAAUCGGUUUCAUAUGGUUUCAACUUGUUCAUUUAUAUUUAUAGUCCUGCUUUACAAAAUAAAGUCAUUAAUUUUACUUAUACAUCUACAAUAUAUGUGCCUAGGUAUUAUUAUAUUGUUAAAGUUUAAAUGACACAAAACCUUGCAAUUGCUUUAUAUUAGUGUAAUGGUGCAACUUUUCUGAUACCAAAACUUUGUCUGCGAUACAUAAAUACUGUGGAUAGAAAAUGACGUUUAAAUGCUCUUCAUUACGCAAGUCUAAUUCCUUUGGAAUAUUCUCUGAAACUGCCCAGUCUAACAGAUGUUUUUCCAAUAUCCAUUUAGAUGCCACAUCUCGGUAGUAGUUCUCUCGAAGUAUAUCAACUUUUUGAAGUUUUUCCAGAUAUUUCAAAGAUUUAUCGUGAUAUUUUUGAGAGUCUAUAGCUCGCAUCAGUAAGGCAGAUGUUAGCAAUGUCCACUUACUAUCUGGCUCGUAUUCUAACAAACUUUCGCACGACUCUAGUUGCGUCUGUAACUCUUUUAAAACACUUUCCGUAAAUGUAAAAGACUGGUUUGGUGGUUUGAAAAAGUAUACACUCUGGUUGUACGUCUUUAAAUUAAUUUUUUUUACAUUGAUGUCAGUAAUGUGGAAUUCCAAAAAAUAUCGAUCGUUAAUAUCUAAUAUUUUAUCAGCGUUAAGGUAGGAAAACCAUGUAGUAUCUGAUUUAGUACCGUUAAUAGAUUUCCAAUUUGCAAUUUUCUUCUUAAUUUUUCCGUUGGAAUCAGUUAUUACCACAUCUUCUUUGGUUAAAAUAAUUGGAUUAGUGAAUGAUAGGACUGCACGGUUACUAUCGCACCGAAAAGCACAUACAUCUAAUUCCUGUCGGGAGUAACCUAAUAACCAUCUUUGAUAAAACCAAGCACUACUAUCAUUUGGAUCUGUAAAUGCGGCCGUAAGUACCAUUUCCAGUUCUUCUUUCAGUUUUUCUUCAUUCAUUGCUUGCUUUGGUUGCGCAUUACCUUCAUAAGGAUACAAUUGUGGUAACAAUAAACUGCGAUGAUGCCACGAAGAGUAAUUUGAGAAAUUUGCUUUUAUUUUUUCUGUGCAAAAAUCCAGCUCAUUUUGUCUAGAUAUGCAUGCUUUUUCAACCACGUAGCGACGAUAAUCCCAAGUGUGAAAAUUUCGCUCAUCCAUUUUCAAAUAUUUAUUGCAAAGCAGGACUUCCCUCUCCCAAUUAGCAUUAGGACUGUGUUCUAAUGUCCAACACCGAUGGUGCCAGCCAUUAUACGAUUUCGGAUUUACUAAUAAGCACUGUUCGCUAAAAUUUAAUUCCGUGUCGUAAAUUGCUUGCCUCUGAUCCCCAUCAUCUAUAUUCAAUGAUCUUUGUUCAACACAUUCCCGUCUAAUGUUCCACAAUGUUGAUACAUCUGGAUUUCUAAGUAGUAUUUGCGAAGUAAGUGUCAACAUUUCGUCAUCCAGUUGUUGUAAACGACGUUUCUCCUGUAUUUUUCCCAUCGCGGCUCGAUAAGCUUUCACCUUAAGUGUUUGCUCUUUUUUCUUACGCUCGCGUUCCUCUUCAGUUGUGCGAACUUUCAGUCUUCCGUGCAUGUUGGAAUGGAUGUUAUGUUACUUAUUUUACAUGAAAUAGGAAUUUUAGCCAAUUCACUGAAUCACUGAUGCUGAUAAAA
Molecule: messenger RNA, 3337 nt
Organism: Bactrocera oleae (olive fruit fly)
Lineage: Eukaryota; Metazoa; Arthropoda; Insecta; Diptera; Tephritidae
Source: RefSeq, a predicted model, not a curated record